AUGGGGACACGACUGCAGUACUCCUCCGCGAGGCUCCGCGAACUCGUCAGCCACUCCAUUCCCCACUCCAUCACGGUGAUCAAAUCCCUCUGUCUCUUGCGUCGCCCACGAUAUGUCCAUAGGGGCUCCCGACGCAUGUUUAUUUAUUCAGACUCAGCCAUUCCCUCCAUAACGUCCGUGUUCCGGCCAGCUGCUCUACCACGUCAUCACAACAAAAUCCAUGUGCGCACCCGUUACCUCCGCCCACUGGUCUGUGUUGACAGUCAAGCCCCUCCUACCCAGCCCAUGUCAGCAGCUUCAUUCAUGCUGUUGAAUGCCCAAUCCAUUAACAAUAAACCUGGACUCAUUCAUGACAUCAUCACUGAACGCCACAUUGACAUCUGCUGCAUUGUUGAGACAUGGCAAAAACCACAGGAGUUCAUGGCACUGAAUAAAGCCACUCCCCCAGGCUAUGCCUAUAUACAGAACCCUCGCUUAAAGGGUGGUGGCGGUGGGCUGGCUGUGAUUUAUCGGGCUGACAUCCUCACCAAGGAGGUGGCAGUAACCACUGCCACCUCUUUUGAAUGUAUAGUGUUCACACUGGCUGGUUUCUCCCAACUCCAGUUUGUGUUGGUGUACCGUCCACCUAAAAACACCAGCUCUGACUGGUCUGCCUUCCUGUCAGAACUAUCUGAGCUACUCACCCCUGUCUGUGCCAUGUCUCCAUCCACGUACUUGCUGGGGGACAUGAACGUGCACGUGGAUUCCACCAGCUGUGCUUUCACCUACGAGUUCAUGUCAGUGUUGGAAUGGUUUAAUUUCAGUCAACAUGUGCGUGGCCCCACCCACAACAAGGGUCAUACGCUGGACUUGGUGUGCUCCACUGGUACCCCCCCCAUCGACCUGCAGUGCCUGGACCUUGCUAUCUCUGACCAUCAUGCCAUCGCCUUCUCUGUCCCUGCCUCCCGGCCUGGGCAGCGGCCAAAACGCACCAUCACCUACCGGAACAUUAAGGCUGUGAGUCCUCCAGCCCUAUCCACCAUGAUUGCUGCCCACCUAGCUGGGAUCUCCCCUGACCCCUCCGAUUGUGACCUGGUCUCUUCCUACAACACUGCUCUCGCCCUUAGCCUGGACUCUCUCGCCCCCAUCAAAACACUGACAGUUUCAUUCAACCGUCCGGCUCCCUGGUUCACUCCCGAGCUCUGGGCCAUGAAGUCCACUGGCCGACGGCUGGAGAGGCUCUACAAAAAAUCUGGCCUCACUGUCCACCUUCUGGCCUUCCACGACCACGUAAAAAACUACAAGGACACUCUCUCACAAUCCAUAACCCAGUACUACUCCACCCUUAUCGGGUCUCAGGAGAACCACCCCAGAAAGCUGUUUUCCACAGUAAACAAGCUUCUCAGCCCCCUCCCACCCAUUCCAGCCUCUGGUAAUUCUGACCUCUGCCAUAGAUUCCUGAACUUCUUCCAGGACAAGGUGGAUACCAUCCAUCAGCAGCUCCAGACAUCCACCACCUGUCUGCAUACACCUCAGCUGCAGGACACUGCCCCCUCUGCCACAUGUGCCCCAUUCACCUCCUUCACUCCAGUGGAUGAAUCCCUUACCACCGAACUGGUCACCAAAGCCAAGGCCUCCAGUUGCUCCCUGGACCCUAUGCCCACGACGCUUGUUAAAUCCCAAAUUCUCACCUCACCAUCUCCAUACCUGACUCCCCUGUCACUCAAUGCCAAACCACACCCCCAACACCAUAAAAGCCAGCCCUCAGGCCUGCUCUCCCUUUUGCAUCCUGAACAAGAGCAGCACUGA
Xyrichtys novacula (pearly razorfish) is the source of this 1788-nucleotide messenger RNA. Lineage: Eukaryota; Metazoa; Chordata; Actinopteri; Labriformes; Labridae. The record is from the annotation of a GenBank genome assembly.